Sinocyclocheilus grahami is the source of this 744-nucleotide messenger RNA. RefSeq lists its product as uncharacterized. Lineage: Eukaryota; Metazoa; Chordata; Actinopteri; Cypriniformes; Cyprinidae. Gene Ontology annotation, biological process: cell surface receptor signaling pathway; T cell costimulation; immune response. Gene Ontology annotation, cellular component: external side of plasma membrane. The transcript is spliced from 3 exons. Bases 1 to 744 code for a protein of 247 amino acids. The record is from RefSeq and is a predicted model, not a curated record.
AUGCAUAUUCUUGGGACUACUUUCUUUUUUAUUAUAGCCCUCAAGGUCUGUCUAGGUGUCUACCUUCAGAUGUCGGAGGUCCAGGCGUAUGUUGGAGAAAUUGUGAUCUUGCCCUGCAGUGGUUCAGGGUUCCCUGUGGAGCAGCUGCACGUUCACUGGGAGGCGAUGGGCAAAGACGUGAUCUCUCUGCGAGGAGACAUCAUCACGGUCGGGAGAGGGUUCGAAGACCGGGUGAACUUCCUCAGAGAUCCAGCAGAGUCUGAGGACUUUUCCCUCGUUCUGUCAGAUGUGAUGCCGAACGAUGGAGAGAUAUACGAAUGUCUCUGGGAGGGAACAAAACCCAUUUGCUCUGUGCUACUACAAGUGUCCACACCAGCGGCUUUCGCCGAUCAUGUUGAAGUGUUUGAAGGCGAGGAUAUCACUUUGGAGUGCUUUGGAAAUAUCCCUAAAAACAAACCAUGGGACGACAUUUACAUCCAGUGGCUGAAGGAUGAGAGAGAAAUCCUGCGCUUGAGCUCUGGAGAGAUGGACGUCAGCAUUGAUUACAGUGUCCUGAGGUUACCGGCCAAACACGACAUCAGUCGCGGUCUCUUCUCGCUGAGCAUCCCGUCAGUCAGUGUUUUCGACCGGGGCGUUUAUCAGUGCCGUUACAAGAGCACCGACUACGAGGCGCCGCGGAGCGGAUUCCCGAAGACACACACGCUCACGGUCCGGGGUAACGUUACGGAACGUCUUCAGUCUUAA